CAAGCGAGAAAAUGAGCGAAGUACUUGCUCGGCCGACGCUUACAACUCACGAAAUAUGUGAAAAUUUACAAACGAAAAUUUAUUAGACCACCUGGUAAUUAGGCAUAGGGAAAUUCAUCCAUCAUGGGGGACAAGGUUUUAUACAAAUUAGAUCAGCCACAUGGCUCUGGCAGUGUUUUUAUGUCAUGGCGACCUGGAAACAGUACCCAUUUGGCAACAACUGGCUGCGACUCUUCCGUUGCUAUUUUCGAUCGUCAAGGAGAAAUUCAGGAAAGAAUACACAUAACGGGGUUGUGUACAGGCUUUGGCUGGGAUUCCGAUGGAGAUAUCUUAGCUAUCAUUACUAAUAAUUCCUCAACCAUUACCCUCUGGGAUGCAACAACCGGCAAGAAAUCUCAAGUCGACGCUGGUGUCAGAGAUGGCCUCACAUGCUUAAUGUGGUCUAGAAACAAUUGCAUUCUAGCCGUAGGGACUCAGAAAGGAAAUCUUGCUCUAUAUGAUCAUCUUAACGCAAAACGAGUACCGAUUUUAGGCAAACAUAAAAAGAAAAUUAUUUGUGGCGCCUGGUCAAAUGAAGGACUUCUCGCGCUGGCGGGAGAAGACAGAGUUCUAACUGUGAGCACCGGUGACGGUGACACUCGCAGAGAAAUUCCUCUGCAAGGAGAUCCUUAUGAUAUACAAUUCAGUGAAAUGAAAAUGGAUCAACGUGCAGGAGGCGAGAGUACGGUUUCUCUCAUUGUCAGCAAAACUACCUUGUUUCUUUACAAUAUUCUCGAUCCUGAUAAUCCUAUAGAACUAGCAUUCCAGAAAAGAUAUGGACCUAUUGUCACAUAUAAGUGGUACGGCGAUGGCUACAUCUUGGUGGGAUUCGAAGCAGGUUAUUUCAUCUCAAUUUCGACGCAUAUAAAGGAAGUUGGGCAAGAACUGUUUCAAGUGAAAAAUCAUCGGGACUCGCUGAAUGACAUCGCUCUCAGUCCCUCAACAGGAAAAGUAGCAACUUGUGGUGAUAAUGCAUUAAAAAUUCACAGUAUAACGAAUUUGGAAGAAACGGAAAAAGUGAUAACGGUAAGCGGCGAGGCUGGUGUUAACAGCAUCGAAUGGUCUGCCGACGGAACGAUGAUCGCCGCUAUAACGCACAGCGGCAAUAUUCUCAUUUAUCUCGCUGAAAUACCCAAACUUAUAAGUGUUUGCGGAAACAGAAUUGCCCUUCUUUCCAGCUUGACUGAAGUUAUCGUCCAUCUUUAUACUCUUGAUAAAGAAAAACCCGAGCCGCAUGUGAUAAACACGAUAAUCGAGCCAUCGAUCUUAGCAGUCGGUCCAAUUCACGUGGGAGUGGCAUUGAACAAUCGUGCACUGUAUUGGGAAUUGUCAAACGAAAAAUACGACACUUCAGUGCAUUUUGAACGUGAUUAUUUGGCGACGGUCGACAGUAUAAAAUUAAACGAAAUCUAUGCAGCUGUUUUGUUUGACGGCAAAAUGCAAUUGCAUACAAUAAAAGUCGAUCAAGAAUUGGUGAAAGAAAAAAAGGACACAAAAAUCUUUCCUGAUGGAAGUACUUCCGACGGAAAAAUAACCUGUCAUGCUUUAUCUUCAGAUUUCGUUGUAUACGGCACUGAUAUGGGAAGAAUAGCAUAUUUUUAUCUCGAAGUUUUCAAUCAUGCAACCGAGUAUACCCAUUCGAAUGGAAUAAAAAAUAUAUAUUUGGAUGCUAACGGAACUCGACUUUGUUUCGUGGAUGAGAAACUCGAUCUUUACAUCCACGAUCCGAUAAACGAGAGCGUUAUACCAGUACCUGAGUGUCCCGAUGCGAUGCAGGGUGUUAUCUGGGAUCAAAAUAUUUAUGAGCGGUCGAUUUUCGCUGUUUACAACAAAACUUCCAUAGUUACUUACGUUUUUGUCAAGUAUCACAUCGAUGGGACCAAAGUUCUCAAAAUCAGCUCAACAAAAUUACCGUCCGAAUCGAUUCCUGUUCUCAUGUACUCCGGUGAGAUAACACUGGGUACAGCCGGUGGAAAAUUAAUAAAAAUAACUCUUACGUCUCACGAAGAAGUCGGCAACAUUGUUGAAAAUAAAAAAGUUGUAGAAAUAUUUGAGAACCAAAUAUUAUGUCGCAGAUUUGAUCGAGCUUGGAGCACUUGCGAGUUACUCGACGGCAAAGAUUACUGGACGAAGUUGGGAAAAAGUGCGAUGGCUUGUCUCAACGUGGAGUUCGCCAUUAGAGUUUUUCGAAGAAUCGAAGAUGCAUCAAUGGUUUGGGCGCUUGAGAAACUUCAAAAUAUCGAAGAGUUGGCCCUCUUGUCCGGACACAUUUGCACUUUAUUGGAGGAGUACAAUAAAGCCGAAAAUUUUUUCCUCCAAUCAUCGCAACCGGUCGAGGCCCUUUAUCUCCGUCGCGAUUUGAUGCAAUGGGAACAAGCGUUAAACUUGGCCCAAAAGUUAAAACCCGAGGAAAUACCUUUCAUAGCAAGAGAAUACGCUCAACAACUGGAAUUCACAGGGAAUUAUCCGAAAGCCUUGGUGAAUUACGAGCGUGGUCUUAUGGAUUCCAAUACGAAUUCAACAACUUCGAGCAUGCAUCAUGCGAAUCAUCGGAAUCAAUGUCUUGCUGGGAUUGCAAGAACUUCGAUAAGAUGCGGCGAUAGCCGACGCGGCGUUGGAAUUGCGCUUGAACACGAUAGUCCCAGAUCGUUGCGCAAAGAAUGUGCUGAGAUUUUAGAAAUUAUGAAACAAUUUAACGAGGCGGCGAUGCUAUACGAGAAAGCCGAGUAUUUCGACAAAGCAGCUUCGGCUUACAUAAAACUGAAGAAUUGGAGCAAGGUUGGUCAAUUAUUGCCACAGAUCUCCUCUCCGAAGAUAAAUAUUCAAUAUGCAAAAGCGAAAGAAGCGGAAGGAAAAUACGAAGAAGCAGCUAGAGCAUACGAGACUGCUAAAGAUUACGACAACAUUAUUAGAAUAAAUUUAGAACAUCUCAAUAAUCCAGCAAGAAGCGUCGAAAUCGUACAACAAACAAAAAGCAUAGAAGGGGCCAAACUGGUUGCAAGAUUUUUUCAAAAAAUGAACGAUUACAAUUCGGCAAUUAAAUUUUUAAUCCUAUCAAAUUGUCAUGACGAGGCUUUUCAACUUGCAAACCAACACGGCAAGAUGGAACUUUAUGGUGAAAUUCUGGUUAACACACUGGAUGAUGAUAACAUACGAGAUGAAGAUUUUCGGAGUCUCGCCAUUCAUUUCGAAGCUCAAAAAAAUAGUCUUUUGGCUGGUAAAUACUAUUUCCACGCGAAAGAGUAUCACAAGGCGUUAAGACACCUGUUGAAAGCUGCGCAUUUGGCAGCCGACGAUGAUGUCGCGUUGACAAUCGCCAUUGAUACGGUGGCAUCUUCAAAAGAUGACAAACUCGCUAAUCAAUUGAUCGAUUUUCUCCUCGGCGGUGACGGUCUACCAAAAGAUCCAAAAUAUCUGUUCCGACUGUAUAUGGCAAGAAAACAAUAUCGGGAAGCUGCCAAAACUGCUAUUAUUAUAGCAAAUGAAGAACAAAUCAACGGUAAUUAUCGGAAUGCUCACGACGUUUUAUUCGGAAUGUACACAGAGUUGAAACGCAACAAAAUAACGAUACCUCUAGAAAUGAAGAACAAUUUACGCCUAUUGCAUUCUUACAUCCUUGUGCGAUUGCACGUUAAGCGUAACGAUCACUUGAGGGGCGCUAGGAUGUUGAUACGGGUUGCAAAUAAUAUCUCAAAGUUUCCAUCGCAUAUCGUGCCAAUUCUGACGUCUACCGUGAUCGAAUGUCAACGCGCUGGACUAAAGCACGCGGCAUUCAAUUUCGCUGCUAUGUUAAUGCGUCCGGAAUACAGAAGCCAGGUGGAUGCGAAAUACAGCAAAAAGAUUGAAGCUAUCGUGCGAAAACCACCAAGAACGAGAGAUCACGAGAUCGAGGAUGAACCUUUGACUCCUUGUCCUUAUUGCAAAAGUCGACUCAACGAAACAGAAAUAACUUGCGACAAAUGCAAAAAUACCAUACCAUUUUGUAUUGCAACUGGUCGUCACAUUAUCGAAGAAGAUUUCUCGGUUUGCCCAGAAUGCGAUUUUCCAGCAAUCAGAAGUGAACUUGUUCGAAUAAUCGAGACCGAAGGAAUUUGUCCAAUGUGCAACGAACGAGUUGAUCCAAAGUCGGUGCCGCACGAUGCAAAUAUUCGUUUACAUCUGGAGCUUCAAAACGUCAAAAGGAAAUCCGAUGUAUAGGCAAUGUAUUGACCACCUUUCUUCUAAUCGAGUGUACUUAAGCAAGAUAUAGCCAUGCGAGAACUGCGUUCGCAUAUAUGUAAAAAAAAAAAACAAACAAACAAGUUCAUCCAUGCGUGCAUAAGAAACUCAAGUCAUUGUCGUCCAAUGAAGAAUACCAAACUUGAUGUACGCGAACUUGGCACGUAUUUUUUAGAAAUGAUCUCUGAGCCGAGAAAUCAGAUGUAUCGUUAAUAUUUUCUGUGUUUUCAAACGUAAAAAAAGGCGAGUGAAGUCUUGAAACGUAGUUGCAUCGAAUCCGUCCCACAUACGCACGAAAAUGUACAAUUCAUUAUUCUGAUAACUGAAAUAUUUUUCACACUUAAAAUGGACUACAAUGGAAAAUAUCUUUGUGUAAAUCUAAAUACAUGACUUUAAAUGUAUUUUUGUGAACAUUUUUAUGAAUAAUUCAAUAUACGAAUGAAAAAUAUUCAUCUCCUUUUUAUCAUUGGUAUACGUCGGUAAAGGGGACUUGAAAAAAAAAAAAUGUUGGAAACAAAAGAUGAAGACAUGAAUAAAACGCAAUAGACGCCCAAGUCGAUCCAGAAUCCGAAAGGAUUCGUGUAUAGUACCAGAUAUCAUGUAGAGCACUAUAUCAGAUAAUAAAUAUAACACGAGUCACGUGUGAACUCCAUUACAAAUAUAUUUGUAAAGUUCUUCGGUUGUAUUGAAUUGAUGACGGCGCCGGCGCAUUCCAUUCAUCACACGCGCUUAUUAUGGAAUAAACUAAGGCCACGAUGACGAUUGCGUUAUCAAACGUCACGCGGCAUGACUUGUAAAGUCAAUGCAUCAAUAAUUUUGAUAAACGAAAAUCACCUCUCGCGGUAUACACAUUAUACACUCUUACGUUCGCUAGUACUAUGUACACGUCAAAAGUUGUUGCUCAUAUGUUCUUUUCAUACGAAUAAACGAGCAAAGAUAGUAA
Molecule: messenger RNA, 5200 nt
Organism: Venturia canescens
Lineage: Eukaryota; Metazoa; Arthropoda; Insecta; Hymenoptera; Ichneumonidae
Gene: Oseg6
Product: intraflagellar transport protein Oseg6
Exons: 20
Coding region: 124-4236 (1370 amino acids)
Biological process (GO): intraciliary retrograde transport; cilium assembly
Cellular component (GO): intraciliary transport particle A; cilium
Molecular function (GO): protein binding
Source: RefSeq, a predicted model, not a curated record